Molecule: messenger RNA, 1965 nt
Organism: Impatiens glandulifera
Lineage: Eukaryota; Viridiplantae; Streptophyta; Magnoliopsida; Ericales; Balsaminaceae
Product: histone-lysine N-methyltransferase SUVR4-like
Exons: 11
Coding region: 1-1965 (654 amino acids)
Cellular component (GO): nucleus
Molecular function (GO): histone methyltransferase activity; protein binding; zinc ion binding
Source: RefSeq, a predicted model, not a curated record
AUGACUCCAAAUUCAAGAGUUGUGAAAGCAUCAAAUGCCAUGAGAAAUUUGGGUGUUAGCGAGGAGAAAAUAAUGUUUGUGUUGGAAAAACUUUUGAAAUUAUAUGAUAAAAAUUGGCAACUUAUUGAGGAAGACAACUAUAGAGUACUCGCAGAUGCUAUAUUUGAGCGAGAUGAAACGCCGAAAGACGAUGGACCUAAUGUUAAAAAGUCGUGUCUAAAGAAGGAAGAAAUCGAAGAUGUCUUGUUCUGUACUAAUAAAUUUCCGCGAAACAACCGUGGUUAUAUUAGUAAACGCCAUUUUGGUGCAACUACAUCAUCGACAAUUAGAAACAAAGGAAAACAACCUUCAAUAACACUUGAAGAUAAAAAGACUUCUUCAAAAUUUGUCAACAGUGCUGAGAUUUGUGAAAAAGGAAAUGUUUCACAAAGUAUAGAGAAAAGUCAUGACAUUUCAAAAGGGCAAGAAGCAGUUGUCAUUACACUAGUAAACGAGAUUAAUGAUGAACCUCCUCCAACAUUUCGUUAUAUUUCGAAGAAUGUGAUAUAUGACAAAGCUUAUGUAAAUUUUUCAUUGGCCCGAAUUGAUGUUAAUAGUAAUAGCUGUGCAACUUGUCACGGUAAUUGUGUAUCAUCCUUUCCACCCUGUGAAUGUGCCCGAGAGACUCGUGGUGAUUUUGCAUACAACGUGGAUGGCAUUGUAAAAGAGGACUUCAUAGACCAAUGUAUCUCUAUGAACCGCUUUCCAGAAAAGCACAACAAAUUUUACUGUAAGGGGGACUGUCCGCUUGAAAAAUUGAGAAAUGAUGCAAAUUUGGAAGAUUGUCAAUGUAGAGGACAUUUAAUAAAGAAGUUCAUUAAAGAAUGUUGGUGGAAAUGCGGAUGCAAUAAGCAAUGUGGGAAUCGGGUCGUGCAACGAGGUAUAAAUAUAAAUUUACAAGUUUUUAUGACACCUGAAGUUGGUAAAGGAUGGGGUCUUCGAACCCUACAAGACCUUCCAAAGGGUACUUUUGUUUGUGAAUAUGUUGGUGAGAUAUUAACAAACGCUGAGUUAUACGAGCGAGUGUUGGCCAAGAAAGAUGGUGAAGUGCAUACCUAUCCUGUUCUACUUGACGCUGAUUGGGGCUCAGAAGGUGUCUUAAAAGAUGAAGAAGCUCUAUGCUUGGAUGCUACUUAUUAUGGAAACAUUGCAAGGUUUAUUAAUCAUAGGUGUUUUGAUUCCAAUUUGCUUGAAAUACCAGUGGAGGUGGAGACUCCAGAUCAUCAUUAUUAUCAUCUUGCAUUUUUUACCUCAAGAGAAGUGAAAGCAAUGGAAGAAUUAAAUUGGGAUUAUGGGAUUGACUUUGAUGACCACGAGCAUCCGGUCAAGGCCUUUAAUUGUCGUUGUGGCAGCAAAUCUUGUCGGAAUAUCAAACCUAAGAGAAGUAAGUUUUAUAUUUUAUUUGGACCAUCACCAAAGCAAAGGAAUAAUGACUCCAAAUUCAAGAGUGAAGACAACUAUAGAGUACUCGCAGAUGAUAUAAUUGAGCGAGAUGAAACGCUGAAAGACGAUAGACCUAUGGUUAAGAAGUCGUGUCUAAAGAAGGAAGAAACAAAUGAUGUCUUGUUCUGUACUAAUAAUUUUCCACGAAACAACCAUGGAAAUGUUUCAGAAAGUAUAGAGAAAAGACAUGACAUUUCAAAAGGGCAAGAAGCAGUUCUCAUUACACUAGAAAACGAGAUUAACAAUGAACCUCCUCCAACAUUUCAUUAUAUUUCGAAGAAUGUGAUAAAUGACAAAGCUUAUGUAAAUUUUUCAUUGGCCCGAAUUGAUGAUAAUAGUAAUAACUGUGCAACUUGUCACGGUAACUGUGUAUCGUCUUUUCCACCAUGUGAAUGUGCCGGAUGGAAUUGUAAAAGAGGACUUUAUAGACCAAUGGAUCGCUAUGGAUCACUUUCCAGAAAAGCACAACAAGUUUUACUUUAA